CCAUGCAAGGAGCAUUGGCAAGCUCCCAGGCAGGUCUCUGUCCCAGCGAGAGAGGGUGAAGCUGCUUCCUCAGGGCCAGCUCUGCUCAUCAGGGAGGGUUCAGCCAGCAGCACUCCAGCUUUAAUGGGGAACAAAAGCCCUGUGGGGGCUGCAGGGGCUGAGUCACACAGCAAGGAGGGUGUGGGACUCCCUGCCAGUCACGGUUCUGUGGAGGAGUGGGCACGGGGGCUGCUGUACCCCUUGGGAGGCGCAAAUCCUCCAGCAGGAAUAGAGAGGGGGAGAUGUCAUAGUUUCAUUUAGGUUAGGUAACUUGAAUUGAAGGUGCCACUGGGCUGUGGUUCCCAGGGAAAGACACAGCCCUUCUCCAGCCUCUGCUGCUUCCGAGUGUGGGGUCAGGAAUGGCAUGGGAAUAUGCUGUGCCACAGCACCCUGCAGCAGAGAUGUCACAGGGCCACAUGGAGGUGAUGGGGAGUGCUGGCAAGACGAAUGAGCUGCUCCUGACAACUGCCAAGGUAAUACAACAGUCAGAGCACAUUGAGGACGAGUCCCAGCUCCAGUCGUGCCAGACCUUCAUGGAAUGACACUGGGAUUAGGGGUGACGGCAAUGUGUUCUUGGUGUAAUACAUGGCUGUCGGGCCCUGUCAUGAUGCAGGGGCUAUCUCAUAGACCUGAAGUUCAAAUUUUCCAGUGCCUAGCAGGUAAAGCCUCAGCAUGUGAAUCUGGGGCAGAACAAAUCAGGCACAUAUGGGAGCUCUGUGGGGAUUUCUCACCCCAGCUGGCAUCCACAGCACCAGAGUGGGCAAGGCUGAGGCAGGCCAUAGCUGGGACUGUGGUCACAAAGUUCAGUCCCAGCCCAGGACAAACAGAUGAUGCAACUUUCCUGAUGGAUGUAGGCAGAGAACAGAAGGGCCUUUCUACCUCUGGAUGCCAAGACUGGAGAAAAAAAUGCCUUGAAUUAGGAAAAAUCAGGGAUAAUGUGGCCUCCUAAAUGGCAAGGAGCUGAGCCAGCUGGGAGGAGGGAGGCCAUGCUAUGGCCAUACCUGCUUGGUUGAGUACCACUGCCCAUAGUCAGGGACCCUGUGCCCAGACAGGUCUCAUCCAUAUUGGAUAAUUGGACAAAACAACAGGUACUUUGCUCUGCUGGGGCUGCUGUCAUGCAGUUUUCCAGGCUGCCUGACUUCACCUGAUGGCAGGUCCGGUUAAGAUAAGUGGCUCAGACCCAGCUCCCUGAGCAGCCUUUGCAGGCAGGCAGAUGCCAGCUGGACUGUGAGCAGAGAGGGGUGGCUGAGUGGUCACCCUCCUCUGCCUCCCCAGACUCCGAAGGGUUAAGUGCCAGUUUCGAGUGUCUCUAAGGUGACACCAGGCUGCCUGCUCCGUGCAGCUCCCCGCAGCCCCCUCCCCACGCACACAGCACACACUCACGCUCACUUUCUGCUUUGUCUUUUGCGAGCUGCUGCAGUGCACAGGCACUUUACUCGCUGCCUACCUCUGCCUGCUGCUCCUGCUCGGCUGCUGCUGCUGGGGACACUAAGGGACGUGCCUGGAGAGGGACCCUCGCAAGAAGGCAACCCAAGCUCUCUUCCGCUUGCUGCAAGCAUCGCUAUCCCCGGACCGUGCUCUCUCCUAAGACCCCUUCUCCGGCGAGCGCUGUGUUUCCCACUCCCUCCCCGCUGCCCUCAGUGCCGGCACCUCCGAGGAGCAGCACCAGCGACUCUGUGUUUCUCUCAGAUAUUCCUCCGCUUCGGAGUGGCAGGGCAGCAGAGACAGCGUAAGGCUGAGCUGCUGUGCCUGAGCUGCCGUGCCUGAGCUGCCCAAGCUACUAUCAAGAGGCUGAUAAAUACCACCGCAAAAAGUUGGACGCUGCUUUUUCUCGUGCUUGUGCUUCCUCAGGGGGUUAAGCCUCGCUGAGAUUGUCCCACGGCCUUGAGGAGGCAAAGCAGAGCAGCACUGUGGGACUCUGUGGGGCAAGACCAGGCUGCCCAAGAAGUUUUGGAGGACUCCUCGCCUGGAAAGACACCUCACUUCACCAUGGCUGAAGGUCCCGGGAGCUGGAGAGACUUCUCCCCUGCCAGGAAUGAUGGGGAGGUGGCCAGGGGGGCCACAGCAAGUCUCCAAGGAGCAGUAGAUGCAGAGAGCACUGGGCGAGCACAGCGCUUGGGCCUCCACAGCAUGGAUCCAGCUUGGGAGGAGAUGAGAGGGGCAGUGGCUGUGGCAGAGGUGGAGGAGCAGUUCCUGCAACUGGCCAUCAGAAAGCAAGCCUCUUACAGGAAAGCUAUUGCCAAAUCCAGCCUCCAGCACAUGAUAGCCCAGCCAAACCCUGCACUAGCCCUGAGGAGCGACUCGGAGAGGCAGAUACGCAGCACUGUGGACUGGAGCGAGACUGCGAUAUAUGGGGAGCACAUCUGGUUUGAGACCAGUGUCUCUGGGGACUUCUGCUAUGUUGGGGAGCAGAACUGCAUGGCAAAGCUGUUGCAAAAACCGCUCUCCAGGCGUAAGUGUGCAGCCUGCAAGAUUGUAGUGCAUACACCCUGCAUCGAACAGCUGGAGAAAAUAAAUUUCCGCUGCAAACCUUCCUUCAGGGAGUCAGGAUCCCGGAACAUACGCGAGCCCAUCAUUGUCCGGCAUCACUGGGUGCACCGGAGGCGGCAGGAAGGGAAAUGCCGGCAGUGUGGCAAGGGUUUUCAGCAGAAGUUUGCCUUCCACAGUAAAGAGAUUGUAGCCAUCAGCUGUUCCUGGUGCAAGCAAGCGUAUCACAGCAAAGUGUCGUGUUUCAUGCUGCAACACAUUGAAGAGCCCUGCUCGCUGGGGGCUCAUGCUGCUGUCGUCGUUCCUCCCACCUGGAUUCUGCGGGUCCGACGGCCCCAGAAUCCACUGAAAUCUAGUAAGAAGAAGAAGAGGACAUCAUUCAAGCGGAAAUCCAGCAAAAAGGGGGCCGAGGAAGGGAGGUGGAAACCCUUUGUGAUCAAGCCCAUGCCAGCUCCUCUUAUGAAGCCCUUACUGGUGUUUGUGAACCCCAAGAGCGGUGGGAAUCAGGGAGCCAAGAUCAUCCAGUCCUUCAUGUGGUAUCUCAAUCCACGGCAAGUUUUUGACCUCAGCCAAGGUGGACCCAAGGAGGCGCUGGAGCUGUACCGCAAAGUCCACAACCUCCGGAUCCUGGCGUGUGGGGGAGACGGCACGGUGGGCUGGAUACUCUCCAUUCUGGACCAGUUACGGAUCAACCCACCUCCUCCUGUGGCCAUCCUACCUUUGGGAACAGGGAAUGACUUGGCCAGAACACUGAACUGGGGUGGGGGUUACACGGAUGAGCCUCUGUCCAAGAUCCUGUCUCAUGUAGAAGAUGGGAACAUAGUGCAGCUCGAUCGCUGGAACCUCCAUGUGGAGCCAAACCCUGACACAAACCCUGAGGAAAAGGAUGAUGCAGCCACUGACAAGCUGCCUUUGGAUGUCUUUAAUAACUACUUCAGCCUUGGCUUUGAUGCACGGGUGACGCUGGAGUUUCAUGAAUCCCGAGAGGCCAACCCGGAGAAGUUCAACAGCCGGUUUCGGAAUAAAAUGUUCUAUGCUGGGACGGCCUUCUCUGACUUCCUCACGGGGAGCUCCAAGGACUUGGCAAAGCAUGUCAGGCUGGUUUGUGAUGGGACAGACCUGACCUCCAAGAUUCAGGACCUGAAGCCCCAGUGUCUGGUCUUCCUGAAUAUCCCAAGGUACUGUGCAGGCACCAUGCCCUGGGGCAACCCUGGAGAGCACCACGACUUCGAGCCUCAGCGCCAUGAUGAUGGUUGCAUUGAAGUUAUUGGCUUCACCAUGACAUCCCUGGCUGCCUUGCAGGUCGGUGGCCAUGGGGAGCGGCUCUGUCAGUGCCGGCAGGUGGUUCUCACCACAUCCAAGGCCAUCCCUAUGCAGGUGGAUGGAGAACCCUGCAAACUGGCAGCUUCCUGCAUCCACAUCUCCCUGCGCAACCAAGCAAACAUGGUGCAGAAGACCAAGCGGCGCAACUCCAUGCCUCUGCUCAAUGACCAGCAGCCAGUGCCCGAGCGGCUGCGGAUCCGGGUGAGCCGAAUCAGCAUGCGUGACUAUGAGGCGCUGAACUAUGACAAGGAAAAGCUCAAGGAAGCCUCUGUGCCACUGGGGAUCAUCGUAGUUCCAGGAGACAGUGACCUGGAGUUGUGCCGGACCCAAAUCGAGAAGCUGCAGGAGGAGGGAGAUGGAGCCAAGCCAAAGACACUGUCAUUCCAGAAGCUUUCACCCAAGUGGUGCUUCCUGGACUCUACCACGGCCAAUCGGUUCUACAGGAUAGACCGUGCACAGGAGCACCUGAAUUAUGUGACAGAGAUCUCUCAGGACGAGCUCUAUGUGUUGGACCCAGAGCUAGUGAUCACCCAGACCGUGAGCACCUCUCCUGCCAUGCCCGACCUCGUGGACUCAUCUGCCACACCCCCUGGGCACCACUUCGCAUUCCCCUCCUCUUCUUCCUCUCCACCCUCUUCUCCUGCCCCCAGCGCUGAGCCUGAGCGCUGCCUCCCACACAGAGAUGAUCUUCUAAUAGAAGCUGCCAAGGGUGGCAACUUCAGCAAGUUCCAAGAGCUGCAUCGAGCUGGAAGAGACCUGAUGGUGCGAGACUCCUCAGGCCAGACUGUCCUCCACCAUGCCGUCAAAUCAGGGAGCAAGGACAUCGUCAGAUACAUCAUCGAGAACGCCCCUUCAGAAAUCCUUGAUGCCACAGAGGAGGAGAACGGUGAAACCAGCUUGCACCAGGCUGCAGCCUUACGCCAGCGCACUAUCUGCCACUACAUCGUGGAGGCCGGGGCUUCGCUCAUGAAGACAGACCUGCAGGGAGACACCCCAAAGCAUCGUGCUGAGAAAGCCAAUGACCCUGACUUAGCUGCCUACCUCGAGAACCGACAGCACUACCAGAUGAUCCAGCGGGAGGACCAGGAGACAGCUGUGUAGUGCUUGGCGUGCCUUAGCCCAAGCCAGCUUGGGCAGGACAAGAGGACAAUGCCAACUGGCAGAGCUAUGAGUCUGGCCCAACCCUCCCUCGAUGUCAGCCUGGUCCUUGGAGAUGGAUACAGCAGAGUUCUGCCCCAGGCUGGGCUGGGACUCUGUUUAUGAGGACAGGUGGGUAUUUCGGACUUGAAGCCUGAUUCUUUGUGCGUCCACUUCUUCACCUCUCAUUCACCACAUUCCCUGCCCUAGAUGGGCUCUAUCCCCUGGCCUUAUUGAGGCAAGCCAGGCUGAAGCCCCCAGUCACUCUUGUGCACGGGAGUAAUGCCAGUGCCCCCUCUGCAGGCUCCUGCCUAUGAUCCUUGUGGGAUAUCAUUCCUCAGCCCCUCUCUCUGCUGGCAGUGCCCCUCUUUUAGGUGCUUGGCUAGGUUCAGGUCCUGUUCCUCCUCUCCUGUCUGGCACAGUUGCAGGAGGCACAGGUUCUGCAGGCAGACAGCAGAGGCCAUGAGCCUCAGACUUUGCCACAAGGGAAGCAGCACAACUUACUGCCCCUGCCUCUUCUGGCUCAGGGUAUGUAUGGCACAGAGAAAGGCUACCAAGCUGUCCCACCAUCCUUCCCUCCACAGGGCUGGGUGGGACAGCUUGCACACCCAGUGUCUGCUGGGCAUCUCUCUGUGAGCCUACUGCAGCAUGUAGCCAUGGUGGAGAGCUGCACUUGACCCUGAGUAGUGCCUGUGGUGAAGCCUGUUAUAUUUCCCAAAUGCUGACUUGGAUUCAGCUGCCCUCCCUGCUUCAGUUUCCCCUUCAAUGCUAGUCUGUGCAUGGGGCUGGAGGAACAAUGCUGGGGUCAGUGCUGCUCUCAGGGAUUCCCCCCCAUGCCCCUCAACCUGGCAACAUGCAUCUUCUGAGUCCAAGUCCUGCCAUUCCCUAAACUGGACACAGGACUUCACAGGGAAAACUUCAGAGCUCACCCAGCCAAGGCACAAAGUCCCUGGGCAGGCCACCAGCUCACUGUCUCCAGUUUUAGCAGAACAAGGAACCUGGGAAGCAUAUGGGCUCCCAGCCCUGAGUCACGCCUGCAGGGGGGCCUGCCGUGGAGCAUGAGGCACCACAACCCAUCUCCCCUGCAGUGGACACUUGAUGCAGAGGCAUCAAGCCAGCCUUUCAGCAAGGCUUUUAGAGAACUGGCAUUCUCUGAGACCAGGAGGUGCCAGCAGAGGAGGAAAACUGAUAGCUCUGGGCCUGGCAAACCUGCUUGGCACUUUCAGGUGGGCAGUGAAGUGGGUUGCUGUUCACAGCUUGGAUCCUGGGAGAGGAUACUGCUGCUGCCAUGUGGGGUCUGUACAGUCCCUCUGCACUUACACCCAGCUGCGCCCACUGGGUAGUGCCAGAUGGCACCAUUUGAGUCUCCUAAUACCAAUACCAAAACCAAAAAAAGGUAAUUAUACCACAGAGAACCAGAAUACUCUUCAGGUUUUUUGGCCAGGGGCAGAGUUCCCUUUGAGGAUGGGGGAUACUGUAGUGGGGAACAGAGGCAGAGGGCAGUGCAAAGUGGCAGGGGCUAGUGGCACUGGCAGUUAAUAACGUUAGCAUCUUAAUGCAUUCAGAGUUGGGAUGAAGGCCAGUGACAAACAAGGCACUGUCAUCUUCUCAGAGGUCCACACUACUCCUCUCCCAGAUGGGACCCCCAGCUUGGCCCAGAGGCAUCUACAGCGCCAGCUUCUCCCUUUCUCCCUUAUAGUUUUUGUACAGGUAGUUGAGAGACACACUGUCCCCCUCCCCCCCUGGCCCCUCCGUGCAUGCGUGAGCUGAGUUGCUGUGCAAUUCCAAGCCUGCUGUUAUUUUGAAGACGGAGGGGGCUUUGGUUGCCCUGCUCACUGAGGGCAGGAGUUCUGUGCAAUACCUGGGUCUGUGUUUCUUAGACGCUGUUGUAGGAUUGUAUUUUUGUAACUCCGUGAGGAUGCUGGCUCCAGCAGGUCCAGGGCCUGGCACAAGCCUGUAUUCCCAUUGCUUUUCAACUUUGACUGUUUGGAUGUUGUUGUUUCUUGCCAUUGAAAUAAAGAGAUUGAUGUUUUAGUUCCCA
This is a messenger RNA of Corapipo altera (White-ruffed manakin), 7027 nucleotides long. It is a transcript of the gene DGKZ, whose product is annotated as diacylglycerol kinase zeta. Gene Ontology annotation, molecular function: ATP-dependent diacylglycerol kinase activity; protein binding. The coding region runs from base 2029 to 4950 and encodes 973 amino acids. The transcript has 31 exons. Gene Ontology annotation, biological process: diacylglycerol metabolic process; intracellular signal transduction; regulation of synaptic transmission, glutamatergic. The record is from RefSeq and is a predicted model, not a curated record. NCBI's taxonomy places the organism in Eukaryota, Metazoa, Chordata, Aves, Passeriformes, Pipridae. Gene Ontology annotation, cellular component: nucleus.